AUGCGUUUCUGGACCUACAUGUGUGGUGGCGGCACAGAGACGGAGGACCUUGAAGCAUCAGAUACGGCUAACAGCACAAGUACGGACGUCAGCGACGCAGACUCUGGCUCGGAGCAGAUAAAGAGCCCCGAACAAAUCACGCGGCGCUGCACAGACUCCGGUGGCAUUUGGCUGUGGGCAGGAUGCCUGGUGUUGUUUACUGCCUGUCUAGUCUUAGGAGCAACAAAGGAAGAGCGGCAUCCAUUUGUGAGGCUCACUAACAAGCGAGGGACGCAAUGCGGAGUCUAUGAUCAGAAGGGGAAGGACUCCUGGUUUCUGUGCACGGCGAACAAGUCAGACUUUGCCGAAGCCGUCCCUAUUUGCGUGCGGAACUGUGGCGCUGGCGAUGGCUUAGCCAGCUACUGCGCGCAUGCUGUACGUGCUGAGGAUGAGGAUGCUGUUGACAAUUCCAGCACAAUGCCUACGAGUACAAACUAUACCUAUCUGGCACGACAGGCUGGACCUCUGUGUGUGCCCGUAAAUGCACCUCAGGCGGAAGCUUUCCGCAAUCAGCUUGUAAGCAGGGGCCUCUUGCCUCUUGACAUGUUUUUAACUGCGCAGUCUUCAUGGCCUCCACUGGCAUUUUCCGCAAUACUGUCAAUUCUCGUUUCUCAUGCCUGGAUCCGCGUGCUCCGCGACCAUGCCAGGACUCUAGCGUGGGCUGGCGUCUACUUGCUUGUACUUUUGCCCGUGAUAUGCUUGGCAUACCAAUGGUUGAAGUAUGGGAAUGUCGCGAUAUUUUCUGUGGCAUUGUCGGCCAUAGCAGUUUGCUGCAUAGUGGGUUGGGCAUGCCAAAGCCAAGAGAAUCUAGACAGAGCUGCCAUGUGUCUUCAUUGUGCCUGCCAGUGUGUCACGGAGAUGCCGAUUUUGGAGUUUGGGCCCGCUGCUGUUCUGGCUCUACAACUUGCUGCGGCGAUUGCAAUCGUCUGGGCGUUGGCCUUCAUGCCGACGACUUUACAUGUUGACCUUCGCACCGGCCACAUUGGCUGCCAGGUCUAUGGCAGCAGCACGAGAAAUCUGGCUGAUGUGUCCGUUGCAGUGAUCUAUGUGCUGUUCCUGUGCUUCGUGUUGAACGUAAUGACCGCCGUAUGGGAGAUGGGCAUCGUGUUUCUAACCGUUUGCUGGUAUGUCAACCGAAGAGCAAGCACAAAUGCCCCAACAAUCUCGAAAUCCUUGCGGGUGCUGUGCAUCAUGUGCAGAUAUCACGCUGGGACGAUCAUUCUGGCUGGCAUCCUCAUUGGAUUUGCACGACCGUUCCGAUUUUUGCUGGGAACAUUAACGGCGGUGACGCGCAUGAGGACAAAUCCGGUGAAAGAAGCUUGCACCUCUUGCUGUUCUUGCUUCGUCAGCUUGUACAACUUGUUCUUACAGCCGCUGUCUGCGAACGCUUACGUGGACGUGGCUCUGCGUGGCUCGGCGCUGCUGCCGGCCACACGCAAGUCCCAGCAAGUGACUAGCCUGGACCCCAUCACACCAAACUCGCUCAAUGGAGCGACAUUCGUGUUCCAAGUCAUCUGCCUAGCUCUAACAUGGUGGCUUGGUUUUGUUACUACGUAUGUGGCAGUCACCAUGGUGCCUGCCUACCGCGAGCCGAAGAGUGUGAGCUUUGUGAGAUACACCGAGCAUUGGUGCAUAAUCAGUGGAUUUGUGGCAGCCGCCUGCGCGUAUCCUUUCGUUAUGGUCUUCGACGUCGCUUCGGACACGAUCCUUCACCUCACUACACUUUCUGACAGCACCCAGGAUGAGCUGAGGCACUCAGGGGCUGAGGCUCCAAUGACAAUAGUGGACAUGCUAUAUUCCAUUGUUGUGUCUCUCGGUUUGGGCUGUGGCGGUGAGCGAGGGUAG
Molecule: messenger RNA, 1884 nt
Organism: Symbiodinium pilosum
Lineage: Eukaryota; Dinophyceae; Suessiales; Symbiodiniaceae
Source: the annotation of a GenBank genome assembly